AUGAUGCCCGCCGAAUCGGCCGAAGAGCAGCCGAUUCUCCAGCGUCGGUUGAGCGGAAGAUCCGCGAGCCGCCGCCUUUUUGCUCCGCUCGACGAUUCUGGAGCUUCUGGAGCUUCUGGAGCUUCUGGAGCCGUCGGCGCACCCGCACCGCCGCCUUCGUCCCCAAUUCCGGCAGAAGAUGCCGGAAAACCGGCGUGUGGAGUACCCGAAAAACGCGCACCGCCGCCCGUUUUUGCAGUUUCGCAGCAGCCGACGAAUGUGCAGCAGAAACUGCAAGUGUUUCGUUCGGGUGCGUUCGGAGCCAACGCGAGUGUCGCCAGCGCCUUCCAGACGACCGACAACACUUCCCGCCCGGCGGGACUCUUUUUCGGUGCCAACGCAACCACUUCGACAGGUUCGAAUGGAUUAUGUAGACCUAGUUUUGUUAGAAAAUUGAGACCUCUUCGUUUCACAAGUUGCGCUACGUUUCGUUUGGCUGCUGUCACGUUUUACAACCAUUUGUUUCGCAAACAGUACGUUUCGCAACCAGCACACAAUUCGAACCUUGUGCGUUUUGCUAGGCCUGGCAACGCUAGAUCCCAAUUUUUCGAAGGUUACUUUUUGAAGGCGCCGAUCGCCACCGCACGACACAUUUGUGAGAGAGAUUUUCCAGUUUUGCGGGAAAAUUGGGUGCACACAUUCGUAGUAACUACCUUAAAACCGACCUAGCAGCGAAACAUUUGGUUGCAUUCCGUUACAAUUGCGAAACGUAAUUGUUGCCAAACGCAUGGCUGGUAAACGUUAAAGUUGCCAAAUUUGUUUUCGUGGCGAAACGAAGAGGUCUCGACAAAGUCGGGAUCCCAUCCAAACUGCCAUCAUCAUCGUCAUCGAAAUGUAGAAGAGAAAUUUGGAAAAUGCGAUUUUCCGGCUGAAAUUACAAUUGUUGAGCUAGAAAUUAAGAAAAGUUGCAAAAUUAGAAUUGAGAAACGCAAAUUUGUAGCCUCGACGACAUUCGGCGCCCCGUCAGGAACUUCGACAUCCGGAGGCGGACUUUUCGGCUCGACGGCCGCCAGACCCGCCACGACGGGCGGUCUCUUCGGAUCUUCGAGCGGCGGAGGCCUCGGAGGCCUAGGAGGGCUCGGAGCAGCCAAUCAGCAGCAGCAGACGGUCGUUCAGCAGGAGCAAAUCAUUCAGGUACCCGUUUUAAGGCAGAAGAAGCAUGGAAAUUGAAUUUUUCAGCAAUAUCAUCCGUUUGUGAAGGCGUGCGGCCAUCCACAAAUCACUGGAAACGAUUUUGACAAGCAGAUUGCCAUGCUGAAUCAGGUUUGUACUUUUUAAGGGUUUUAAAGUAGUUUCUCAGCAAUUUUGCCAAUUUUUCAGGUCGCCGCCGCUCUGGGAACCGGAAAAGCGCCGUACAAAGAGGGAAAUCAGAUUCAGACGUUCAAUAUGGAGGGAAAUGUUUUCGAAAAGUUUGUCGUGAGUUUCGCCCUUCUUUUGGACCACUUGCAAUGAUCCGGUCGGGACCAAACUCUGCAGGCCGCUUGGACUUGGGUUGAAGUAUAUUGGGCCCAAGUUUCAAACCGAUCGGACCAUCUGGUCCCGAGAUAUGUGGAUCGUAGGCUGAAAAAAAACCCAAAUUUGCGGCCUGUCCGGCCUCAAACCAGUAUAUCUCGGGACCAGAUGAUCGGAUCGGUCUGAACCGUGGACUCAAUAUACUUUAACCCAAGUCCAAGAAGCCUGCAAAGUUUGGUCCCGAUCGGAUAAUUGCAAGUGGGUCAAGAGACCAGGCCUCAAAAAGACUCGAAGUUUGCCCAACCCUGUUAUAAAUGCCAUUUUUAGUUGAAGAUUUCAUGAGAAUUUUCUAAUUCUCCCCCACUAAAAUGUGAAUUUUGACAGGGAAUCGGCUACAACAAGAUUUCGGAGCGAACGGACGACGAAGGCAUCGUUUCGAUGGUGCUCCGCCACCCGAUUGCCGAUUUGAACACUGACGAACGGCGCCAAAAGAUUCUCGACGCGAUUUUGGCGAUUUUCGGAAAUCCGCCAAAUGUUCAAGUGCAAUACGCACCCGGAACCACUCUCCGCUCCCUUCCCGACGGAAAUACAGAGGUGACUCAUAGAUGCGGGAUGUUUGAGAAACGCCAAAUAUAUAUGACCCAUAGAAGUAAUUCAGACAGUUAGAACAAAUUGACAACCUGUUACAGUCCGGGUAAAUUGGGCAGCCUUAUGACUGCCAAAUUUUUUUCCGAACCAUUCCCCUUCCAAUCGCUUGUCCCAAACUGCCGGCGCUCAACUUAAAAAAGGGAAACAUGUCGAAAAAGUGAAUUUUGAUUUUCAAUUUCCAGAUCUGCAUAGUGGUGAAAGAAGGCGGUCAACUGGCUCUGGCCACUCGAGUCGCCCACGCACUCAACGAAACGGCGAAACUGAAUCAACUGGAGGCCCAAUUGCGGGUGGACAAGACGAAAGUACUGCCGAAAGUAGGAAUGUCCAAGGCGCAGAGAGACCGCUACCUCGAGACGGUCCCCGACGGUUCGUUUUGCGGUUCUUCGUGGUCCACCCUUCAUUUUGCAGGAAUCGACGAGCGCAUCUGGCGCCAAGCGAUUGCGGAGAAUCCGGCGCCGACAAAGAUGUUGCCGGUGGCGGUGCGUGGAUGGGAAGCGCUGAGGGACCGGCAGAGGGCACAACUCGCCGAGGCGAAGCUCUACCACGAGGCGAUGCACACGCUCGCCGACCGCAUCGAAAAAGCCGGGGUUCGUUGGAGACAUUUUCGCAAUUUCCACCAUAAUUUUUACGAUUUUUGCAGACGGAUCACGCGCGCGCAAAUGUGCAAAUGGAGCAGGUGCGGAACGCGCACAAGCAGCUCUCUUAUCGAUUGAUUCGAGUGUUGCUCGCCCAAUGGAUUUCCGCUCGUUUCUCGCGUCAAAUCGACACGGACGAGGAUCAGAUUGAGGCCAAGUGCGACACGCUUCUCGCGCAACUCAACCGACAGCACCAGAUUAAGGUAGGCAGCAUUGCUGGUGGAUAUUGGAAAAACAAAGAAUAUCCGUUUAGUUCUUCGUCGAAAAAUUCUACGAGAUUCUGGAGACGAAGGCGGACAAGCUGCGCGAGUCGAUGUACACCCAAUUCGACAUGCACAUUGAGGACGAGCAGUACGCGCGCAAGUUCCUCACCGAAUUCGUCUAUAUUGCCGAAGAGCUCAUCGCCACGUCGAAUCUGCAAGUGGAGGAGCUCGAGCAGUGCCGCAGGACGCUCGAGGGAUAA
Molecule: messenger RNA, 3237 nt
Organism: Caenorhabditis sp. 36 PRJEB53466
Lineage: Eukaryota; Metazoa; Nematoda; Chromadorea; Rhabditida; Rhabditidae
Source: the annotation of a GenBank genome assembly